Molecule: messenger RNA, 2698 nt
Organism: Juglans regia (Persian walnut)
Lineage: Eukaryota; Viridiplantae; Streptophyta; Magnoliopsida; Fagales; Juglandaceae
Exons: 11
Coding region: 815-2395 (526 amino acids)
Biological process (GO): transcription by RNA polymerase I
Cellular component (GO): RNA polymerase I transcription regulator complex
Molecular function (GO): protein binding
Source: RefSeq, a predicted model, not a curated record
CCACCUCCCCCCCCCACGUCUCUGUCUCUGUCGCCAGCUCUUCUCUUUGUUCUCUCACUCUCCCUUUGCGCCGCCGCAGUCCUUAGCUAUCGCCGUUAGCAGUUUCGUCAUUCAUCAGCAUUUUUGGAAGACGUGUUUUUUGAGUUAUCUGCAGAAAAGUACUUUUGACAGUUGUUUGGUUCGGUAUGGAUUCGGACUCCUUAAUGUUGGAAGCUCAAGAAGUAAAAUUAGAAGACGGUGCUGAAAGAGCCAAAAAUCGGAAAAGAAAGUUAAAUAAAACCGUGGAUAAUGCGCACGCCAUGCAAGACAAACUCGUCAAAAGGAUUAUAUUAUCUUUGACCAAGCCAUCUUCCGUUCUAGGACUUGGCCCAAGGACUGGCUCGAAGAUUGUGAGAUGGGAAAAUCGUGUCAGGUUAUGCUAUCUGUUGCGCAAGCUCACGAGACAGCAAAAUUGGAUAGAAUUAGGCGGCGUGCUGAGCAUGUUCUUAAAAGGGACAUGCAAGGACAGAUCUCCCGCAAACAAUCGUUUGAAGUAUUCGGUCUUUGUGACUCAAUAGGCGAGAGCUACCCUGUACUGAAACAGAAGAAGAUUAUGUGUGUAUUCAAUGUUGUGACAUGUAGGGGAGGCUCUGCGGAUGGGGGCUACCAGGGCGCCGCUUGAGGUGGUGAAGGGGGGAGUUCGAGACUGAGAAGGGGUGAAAUCGCAUAGUAACCCUAAUUUGAAGUUGGGUGAUUUGGGGGAGAUUGUAUUGGGGGCCGUCAGCCAGAGGAUGGGCCUGAAUACUAGUGGGCUGCAGAAUAAACUUAAGUUUCAAUGGAGCUUCUUAAGUAUAUGAAAAGUGAUCGUAUCAACCCCAGCAGGAUUAAGAACAUUUAUGACGUUUGGAUGAGAAAGAUUGGAUCAAUGAAAGAUUGCCCAAUAGAGGAUAAAUUUGUGGUUCACUCGGAGUUCAUCCUGUUCUGUCUUAUGCAUGAUAAUAUUGAGGAAGCACAUCAGGCUGCCCUUUGCCUUAAGCAAGAACGUGAACUUGGUGCUGUCCCUAUUUCAAAUAUGCUCUUGGGCUUGACAUUCUAUCAACUUUGGUACUCAACUAUCCCAAAAGAGAUGCAGUGGGGAGAUUCAGACCAGUUUUACUCCCCCAGGCGCUCGGACAUGUUGGGAACAAGAUUCAUCAACUCAGUCGGAAAUUCUGAGUGGGAUAAUGCAAAUGAUACUUACAAGGCAGAUAUUCCCUCUCGACAUGAUUCAGAAACCUCUGUUAAGAAUAAUAAACAAAUAUCUGGGGAUGCUGAUAUUAAUCAAUCCAGAGAAGCAUCUAUGAAUGUUGAUGUUGGUCUGCAAGGAGAAAAUCAUACGCAGAACUUCCAGCCUCAAGAUUUUUCGAUGAACUCUGAUGAAAAUACUGGAAAUGAAACCUCUAAUCAUGGUGAUUAUAUGCAGUAUGCUUCCAAUUUAUCUACCCUUUGGGGCAUCGAUACCUGGCUGCUGCCCUUUCAAUUGCCGCACCCUCCAGAGAAUCCUGAGGACUUCAUCAAUUUGCAUAGGAAAAUGCUUAAUGACUAUUAUAUGGAUGCAGUUAAGUAUUUUCAACAGGCUCUUCACUCAACACCCCCUUUGUCAGAGGCCUUACUCCCUUUGAUACAGUUGUUGCUGAUGGGUGGUCGAGUUGACGAGGCCCUAAAUGAGCUAGAGAAGCUCUGUUCUCAUUCAAUCGCAGCACUUCCUUUCAGGUUGAAGGCUAGUCUUUUGGAACAUUUUAAUUCCAACAACUCUGCCGUGCUCUCUGCCUGCUUUGAGGAUAUCCUAAAGAGGGACCCAACAUGUUCCCAUUCAUUGGCGAAGCUUGUCAGGAUGCAUCAAAGUGGGGAUUAUGGUCUUGAAUCCCUAUUGGAAAUGAUAGCUUUGCAUUUAGAUGCUACCUAUGCAGAGUAUAAUACAUGGAGAGAGUUUGCUUCAUGUUUCAUCAAACUUUCUCAAUGUGAAGAGGAUCGAUUGUCUGUGUGCAAGAAUGAAAACGAAGAUAUGCAGGAGCAACCUGACUCUAUUCAUUUUAGUAAGACCCCCAGGAUAUUUACAGAGGGGCAAUCAGGAAAGAGUUGGAGGCUUCGAUGCAGAUGGUGGUUGACACGUCACUUCACUAAAACCAUUCUUGAAUCAGAAAUUGCGGCAGGUGAUUUGCAGCUCCUGACUUAUAAAGCUGCAUGUGCAACACAUCUUUAUGGACAAGAGUUCAAAUAUGUUGUGGAAGCUUCUAAUUGUUUGGAAAAGCAAAAUGAGAGGGAUUUGUUCAUAUUCUUGCAAAAUCACAUGCAGAACUCAAUCGGAAUAUACUCAAACACAAACUCACGUGAAGAACUCAUUCAGCAUAUACUCAAACUUUCUCUACAAAAAUAGAUAAUAUCAUCUUCCAUUUUGAAAGGCACAGAAGUUCAUUUUCUUGAUUGGUGAAUUGUAAUCAUUUUCUCUACAAAAAUACUGCACGAUUAUUGGAAAAGUCAAGGGGCAGCUGCUUUUAAUAGAUGCUUUUUAUACAAUUCGACCGGCAGUUAUGGCACCUUGGCUGGAUAUCAUGUACAUUUUGUUACUCACUGGCCUGUGGAGAGACCCUUUAAUACAAAGUGAUUGUUUCUUCUUCACUGGCUGUUGGCUACCAUGAGGAAGAAACAAUCACUUUGUACUGACCCUUUAAUAGCUGAA